UGCUAACAUCGGGGGAAAAAACAUGGCGGACGAAGUGGACCAAGAAAACAUUCCACCGUGUUUUGAUUGCCAUGCUCACAUAUAUGCUGAUGAGUUGAGCCAAGACAUAGAUGAUGUCAUCAAGGCUGCACAAAAGAAUGGAGUUGCUGCCGUCGUAGGUGUAACAGAGUUUCAAAGUGACUUUCAAAAGUUGUUAGAUCUUACUUCAAGGUACCCUGAUUUUGUUGCCCCAUGUCUUGGUAUUCAUCCAGUUCAGCAAUUGACUCCUGAAAGAAGUGUGACUAUGGAUGAUCUGAUUGGUGUGGAAGACAUCAUUAGACAGAACCAACACAACCUUUUUGCUAUUGGUGAGAUUGGUUUGGAUUUUACUCCAAGAUUUAUUAAAUCAGACAAAGACAAAGACAACCAAAAAGAAGUAUUUAUUCAACAGAUCCAACUAGCUAUGGAACUAGAUCUUCCUGUAAAUGUCCAUUCAAGGUCUGCAGGAAGACAUGUUAUACAGAUAUUAAGAGACCAAGGUGCUAAACGUGUUAAUCUACAUGCAUUUGAUGGUCGAGCAUCUGUUGCAUUGACUGGAGUAGAGGCUGGUUUCUUUUUCUCCAUCCCUCCAUCUAUCGUACGAUCCGAGCAAAAACAAAAACUGGUCAAACAAGUUCCUUUAUCAAAUCUUUUGUUGGAAACUGAUUCUCCUGCACUAUCACCUGUCAAACAGACUCGCAAUGAACCCAAAAAUAUAGUGAUUUCCUGCAAAGAGAUUGCAAGAAUAAAGGGCGUAUCCAUGGAAACAGUAUUUCAAGAAACAACUAAAAAUGCACUCAAACUAUUUCCAAAGCUGGCAAAAUUUCUGCCAAAAUGAAAAGUUAUUACUGAAAAGAAAUUACUGAAAACAUAAGUUAUAGUUUU
This is a messenger RNA of Actinia tenebrosa (Australian red waratah sea anemone), 903 nucleotides long. RefSeq names its product putative deoxyribonuclease TATDN3. The record is from RefSeq and is a predicted model, not a curated record. Gene Ontology annotation, molecular function: hydrolase activity, acting on ester bonds. NCBI's taxonomy places the organism in Eukaryota, Metazoa, Cnidaria, Anthozoa, Actiniaria, Actiniidae.